Colletotrichum orchidophilum is the source of this 1671-nucleotide messenger RNA. RefSeq lists its product as uncharacterized. NCBI's taxonomy places the organism in Eukaryota, Fungi, Ascomycota, Sordariomycetes, Glomerellales, Glomerellaceae. The transcript has 4 exons. Bases 1 to 1671 code for a protein of 556 amino acids. The record is from RefSeq and is a predicted model, not a curated record.
AUGGCCGACUUUUCUACGACCAAUGGCAUCGGUGAGCCGGAAAAGAAGAGGACGCCUAGAAAGCUAGUCCUUUGCUUCGACGGCACAGGCAACACAUUCACCGGUUCCAAUUCCGACACGAACGUGGUCAAGAUCCUCAGCAAGCUCGAUCGCAACGACCCUGAUCAGUACCAUUACUAUCAGACUGGUAUCGGCACGUAUGACAUCAAUGAUGAGUCUGUCAACAAGGGCGUCUUUGGUGAAUUCAAAUCAUCAAUCUCGCAGACUAUUGACCAAGGAAUUGGUACCACUUUUGACGCCCAUGUCAUGGCCGGUUAUCGUUUCCUUAUGCGUUACUACGAUUCAGGCGACAAGAUCUACAUGUUUGGCUUCAGCCGUGGAGCCUUCACUGCCAAGUUCCUUGCCCGCAUGGUCCACACCGUAGGUUUACUGUGCAAAGGAAACGAGGAAAUGGUCCCCUUCGCAUACCGUCUCUACCAGCGCUACUUGGCUGGCGAAGUCGAGGAUUUCAUCGUGUCCCACCCCAAGAAGUCCAAAAAGGAGAAGAAACACAAGAAGGACAAGAAAGUCGCCGCCAACGGAGAUGUGCCAACGCCACCACCCGAGCUUGAAGACGAGGAGCCAUUGCAUGAGGGCCAUCGUGAAGAUGAGGACCCAGCAACCCACGGGAUCAAGUACGCGGUUGCCAGAGACGAGAUCGCAGCUUUCAGCGAUACCUUUUGCCGCAAGGAAAAGGCGAUGCACUGCGACAAGAUGGAGGAGUCCAACAUCAAGGUCUUCUUCCUCGGUAUCUGGGACUGCGUCAAUUCCGUUGCUGUCCUCGAACGUACUGCACCAAUUCCUGUGCCUGUAGUUGGGACGGCGCAUCAUGUGCGCCAUGCCGUAGCCGUGGACGAGCGACGCGUCAAGUUCAAGGCCGCUCUCCUUGCUCAGGACAUGAAAGAAUCAGAUCACAAUCAUGAAGACAUCAAGGAAGUCUGGUUCCCGGGCUGCCAUGGUGAUGUCGGCGGUGGCUGGCCUGCUUCCGCCGAAAGCAAGCUCGACAAUGGCAUCGAUAUGACCUUUUGGGAGCGCGUCAAGAACUUCUGGACGACGCGAAAAGAGAAAGCAGCUAACAAAGCUCUGGGCUGCGACAGGCUUCAAUUGAGCGAUGUCCCACUGGCUUGGAUGAUCCGGGAGGUGAAGCUCGUUGGUAACAAGGAGGAAGUUGCGGCACUGAAGUGGCGCGAGAAUGUCACGGCCUUUGAGAAGCGAUUCGCGAAGAAGAAAGACAAGGCCACAAUGGGAGUCAUUCACGAUUCCCUCGCGUAUGGCCGUGGCACAAGUUUCUUCCGCGUCCUUCUUUGGAAGCUCAUGGAAUGGCUCCCUUUCAUCACCCGGUGGGAGCUUGAAGACAGUGGAUGGGAGAAUGUCCGCUUCCCGCUUAACAAAGGCAGCACGCGAGAUAUUCCCAAAGACGCAGUUCUGCAUGAGUCUGUUCUCUGGCGCUUGAAGAACGACCCAAAGUAUUGUCCACAGAACAAUCAUGGCGGUCGGCAACUCCCCUGCUUGAAACACAAACACAACAUUGCGGAAUGCCAUCCUGUUGAAGAACACAUUCAUGAUGAGAACUGCGACCAUCAGAUCUAUAAGAUCACAAGGUCCGCUUCUGAUCUUGCGACUCGGACUUAG